This is a messenger RNA of Vombatus ursinus (common wombat), 2163 nucleotides long. It is a transcript of the gene CWF19L1, whose product is annotated as CWF19 like cell cycle control factor 1. Gene Ontology annotation, biological process: mRNA splicing, via spliceosome. Lineage: Eukaryota; Metazoa; Chordata; Mammalia; Diprotodontia; Vombatidae. Bases 85 to 1698 code for a protein of 537 amino acids. Gene Ontology annotation, molecular function: RNA lariat debranching enzyme activator activity. Gene Ontology annotation, cellular component: post-mRNA release spliceosomal complex. The transcript has 15 exons. The record is from RefSeq and is a predicted model, not a curated record.
GGGCGCCUGCGCACUGGGCCGAGGUGCGAGCGCCGGGCUCCCUCGCUCAGCAGGUCGUUCAUCUGCUCGAGACGGCCGGGCCGAAUGGCUCAGAAGCCCCUGCGUCUGUUGGCUUGUGGCGAUGUUGAAGGAAAGUUUGAUGUUUUAUUCAAUAGAAUCCGAGCAAUUCAGAAGAAAAGUGGAAACUUUGAUCUGCUGUUGUGUGUAGGUGAUUUCUUCGGUUCUACACCAAGUACCGAAUGGGAGGAAUACAGGACAGGAGUCAAGAGAGCACCUAUUCAAACUUAUGUGCUCGGUGCUAAUGACCAGGAAGCUGUCAAGUACUUCCCAGAUGUUGAUGGAUGUGAACUAGCUGAAAACAUUACUUACCUAGGUCGAAAAGGUGUUUUCACUGGUGCCUCAGGCCUGCAGAUUGCUUACCUCAGUGGGACAGAGUCAUUGGCUGAGCCUGCCCCACCUUACAGCUUCACCUUCAAGGAUGUAAGCUCGCUGAAGGCAGCUUUGCAGGCCACAUCGCAGUUUAAAGGUGUUGAUGUCUUGCUGACAUCCCCAUGGCCCAAGGGUGUGGGGAACUUCGGGAAUGCUUCUGGAGAUGUGGAUACCAAGAAAAAAGGCUCUUCUUUGAUCUCCCAUCUUGCCAUGGACUUGAAACCCAGGUAUCACUUUGCUGCCUUGGAAAAGACUUAUUAUGAAAGGCUUCCUUAUCGAAACCACACAGUCCUCCAGGAAACUGCUCAGCACGUUACCCGAUUCAUAGCUCUGGCAAAUGUUGGAAACCCAGAGAAGAGGAAGUACCUCUAUGCAUUCAGUAUCCUCCCACUUAAUCUGAUGGAUAUGGCAGAGCUUGUGAAGCAGCCGCCAGAUGUCACUGAAAACCCCUACAGAAAAUCUGGGAAGGAAGCAUUGUCAGACAAACAGGGCCUGGCUCCACAGGAAGAACCAGCUUGUCAGUUUUUCUUUGAUUUAAGCAAAAAGCAGGGAAAGAAACGUCAGUCCACUGGGGGAGACAGCAAGGGUGUUUCCCCCAAGCAGCCUCGGAAACCACCUCAGCCCCUGGGACCCUGCUGGUUCUGUCUUGCCAGUCCUGAAGUAGAAAAGCAUUUGGUGGUCAGCAUUGGCACACAUUGCUACCUUGCCCUGGCGAAAGGUGGAUUAUGUGAUGAUCAUGUUCUGAUCUUGCCCAUCGGGCACUACCAGUCAGUGGUCGAUCUUUCAAGAGAGGUGGUGGAAGAAGUGGAAAAGUACAAGUGUGCAGUGAGACAGCUCUUUAAGAGCAAAGGGAAGCGAUGCGUUCUGUUUGAGAGGAAUUAUAGGAGUCAUCACCUCCAGCUGCAGGUUGUUCCUGUACCCCUCAGCUGCUGCACCACUGAUGACAUCAAGGAGGCCUUCAUCAUCCAGGCCCAGGAGCAGCAGAUGGAGCUGCUAGAAAUCCCAGAACACUCAGAUAUCCAACAGAUUGCACAGCCGGGAGCACCAUAUUUUUAUGUGGAGUUGGACACAGGAGAGAAGCUUUUCCACAGAAUUAAGAAGAGUUUUCCUUUGCAUUUUGGAAGGGAGGUUUUGGCAGGUGAGGCCAUCCUCAACAUUCCCAACAAGUCUGACUGGAGGCAAUGCCCUCGUAGCCGAGAAGAGGAGGAAGCUCUCGCUCGCUUGUUCCGAAAGCAUUUCCAGCCCUUUGACUUCGCCCUGGAGGACUGACCGAUGAGGAGCCCUUUCCACAGUUCAAAGUAUCUCCUGGAUAGAUGCUGGAGGGAAUUUCCACGACCCCCAGAGCACCAGCCCCACAGACUACCGGAGGUCCCCUCACGGCAGACACACAGACCCUAGAAGUUCUGGCUUGGGAUUAAAACACUUUCCCUGCGUACGUGGGCCUGGCAGGUGCAUCCUUCGUAUCCUGAGGGUCUGAGGGGAGUGGUUCCAGAUCCAGUAGCCCCAUGUAGGCUGCAGGGUGGAUUCCUCCAUUGAACCUUGUCUGGAGAAUGAGUUCACUGAGCAAAGGAAGAAAGGAACUGUCGGGUGGUGGUGGUGGUGAUAGAAUCCAUUCACUUAAUCAUUCAGUAGAAUAACUUGAUUCCCUCAUUCCUGCCCCCAUGCCUAGUGUUAAGACUCCUUUUAGACCUUGUAAGAAAUGACUUGGUUGGUAUGGUGCAGCUGUUCCUCAAA